This is a messenger RNA of Eimeria maxima, 3345 nucleotides long. Its product is annotated as DNA mismatch repair protein, putative. Gene Ontology annotation, cellular component: MutLalpha complex. NCBI's taxonomy places the organism in Eukaryota, Apicomplexa, Conoidasida, Eucoccidiorida, Eimeriidae. Gene Ontology annotation, biological process: mismatch repair. The transcript has 7 exons. The record is from RefSeq and is a predicted model, not a curated record. Gene Ontology annotation, molecular function: mismatched DNA binding; ATP hydrolysis activity; ATP binding. The coding region runs from base 1 to 3345 and encodes 1114 amino acids.
AUGUGGGAUCCUGACGAGAUAGCAGAAGUAGCAGCAGCAGCGGCGACGCAGCAGCCGGUUGAAGCAGCAGCAAAAACAACAGCAGCAGCAACAGCAGCAACAACAGCAGCAGCAACAGCAGCAGCAGAAGGAGAUAACUCCAAUGAGGAGGAUGGAAAGAGCUCAUCACCAAGCAGCUGUCCUGCAGCAGCAGCAGCAGCAGCAGCACCAGCAGCAGCAGCAGCAGCAGCAGCCGACAUAUUUCGAGAGUCUGAAUGCCCUGAAGCAGCAGCAUUAUCACGACCACGACCAUUAGCAGCAGCAGGAGCAGCAGGAGCAGCAGGAGCAGCAGGAGGAGUUCGCCGUAUCCGUUUGCUGCCUGAGGAAGUUGUUCGUCGUAUAGCAGCAGGAGAAGUAGUUAGUCGUCCUGCUGCAGCACUAAAGGAAUUAAUAGAGAAUAGUUUAGAUGCUGCUGCUCUUCGGGUGUCUGUACACUGCGUAGGGGGGGGACUCAAGCUGCUGCAGGUAGCAGAUGAUGGUAGCGGUAUAGCAGCAGCAGAUCUGCCGCUGCUGUGUGCUCGUCAUUGUACAAGUAAGCUGCAGCAGCUGCAGCAGCUGCAGCAGCUGCAGUCCUUUGGAUUUAGAGGGGAGGCACUAGCAGCACUCUCGGGUGUAUCCCGAGUUCGGGUGUACACGAAGCAACGAUACACCCCACACGGCCUGCAGUGUACGUACACCUCAGGAGUACUAGAGGAGACACCUAAGCCUUAUCCAAUGACAGCAGGGACAACAAUAAAAGCAACAGAUUUAUUUUUUAAUUUAUCUGCAAGAAGGAAUGUAUUCUUUUCUUCUUCUGCUGCUGCUGCUGCUAAAGGUACAGCAGCAGCAACAGCAGCAGCAGCAGGUGCAGCAGCUACACCAUCUGCAGCAGCAGCAGCAGAUGAGUAUCUUAGAUGUCUACAAGUUGUAUCUAGAUAUGCUAUUAAUAAUCCUCAUGUUGCAUUCAGGAUGAGGAGGCAGCAGCAGCAGCAGCAGCAGCAGCAGCAGCUACCUGAUCUAACUACCCAAGUCUUUGGAUUAGCGGAGGCGAAGCAGCUGCUGCAGCAGCUCAAGAGACAGCGUAGCCAGCAGCAACCAGACUACAGCAGCAGCAACAACAACAGCAGCAACAGCAACACCAACAGCAACAGCAACAGCAGCAUGAGCUGCAGCUGCUGCAACACAGAUGAAGAAGAACGGCUACCUACAGCAGCAGAGCUGCGGCUGCUGCGGGGUGUCGCGCUGCUGCAGGGGGGAGCACUAAGGGUAAUAGAGAAGACGAAUGGUGCAGCAACAGCAGCAAGCUUGCUGCCUAUACACAUGAAGUCUACAUUGCCUGCUGCUGCUAUUAGCUUCCUUCGUACACAGCAGCAGCAACUGCAAAAACUGCAGCAACAGCAGCGGGAAACGGAGGAGAGCAGCCAAGGCGAUAAUCCUGCAGACAGCAGCAGCAGCAGCAGCAACAGCAGCAGCAGCAGCAGCAACAGUGAUGAGAGUGUUUGCCCGCUGUUGCAGGAGUUGCUGAUGCCCCGAGGGCAGCGCCCUUUUGUUUAUUUAUCCUUAGAUUUACCUGCUGCUGCUGUAGAUGUGAAUGUACACCCCAAUAAAACACAAAUAAGAUUUCUUUAUGAAGAUCUUGUUGCUGAACAAAUAGGACACACACUCAUGGAAAUCCUCAGCGGCCAGACGUCGUCAAAGGCCCUGGUGCUGCAUGAGCCAGCUCCUGUAGAGCCCCAGCUGAAGCAGCAGCAGCUCGUGCUGGUGACUCAGGGUGACUCAGCGCAGGAGCAGGAGAAGGGGGACACUGGGAGCCAACUCAGCAGCAGCAGCUACAGCAAUAGCAGCAGCAGCAACAGCAGCAGCAACAGCAGCAGCAACAGCAGCAAGCCGGCAUUGAAGCCCACAAGAACCAGAACCGAUGCGCGGCAGCUGCCCCUCAGUGCCUUUUGGGAGCACAAUCUUUGUUCGCAGCAGCAGCAGCAGCAGCAGCAGCAGCAGAUGGUAUGUACCAGCAGCAGCAACACCUCCACACAAGAAGGAUCACAGGAUAGUUGUCACGAGUUGCAGCUGCUUCCUGAUUCGCAGCAGCAGCUCCAACAGCAGCAGCAGCAGCAGCAGCAGCAACAGGGAACACAAGAUGAUCAGUGUGUGGAGAUUGUGCCUGCCCCAAAGGAAUUAGCACUGCAGCACGAGCAACAGCAGCAGGAGCAGGACAAUGCAGCAGCAGGAGCAGCAGUAUCAUGCAGCACCCAGCAACAGCCCGUGCUGCGUCUAUUUGAUGAAAGGGCGCAGGGAGGACAUAUCCUAGAAAGAGUUGCUCCAGGCAGCAGCAGCAGCAGCAGCAGCAGCGGUGGCAGGCGGACGGAUGCAGGCAGACUUCGAAGUGUGCGGCAGCUGCUGCAGCGCUGCGCAGAAGCUGCAGCAGAUGAGCCAGCACACAUCAGCAGCAGCAACAGCAGAGACAGCACAACAGCCCUGCAGGGCUGCUCGUAUGUUGGGGCGGUUAACAGCAGGAUGGCGCUGCUGCAGAGAGGAGACAGUCUCCUCCUAGUUGAUCUCCCUGCUAUAGCAAGAGAGUGCGUGUAUCAGUCAAUCCUACAUCGACUAGGGCGGCUACCAGUGGUCCGUCUGCAGGUGCCUGUGUAUAUAAGGGCAGCAUUAUGUGCUGCACUGCAGCAGCAGCAACAGCAGCAGCAACAGCAGCAGCAACAGCAGCAGGAAGCGCAUGCGCUGUGCAUGAAGCUUUUUCAGCGUCGUGCCUUGUUAGCUGAUUACUUCGGCAUAGUUAUUAAGGGAGACACUUCCUUAGAAGGAGACAGUUGUCUCCUUGGGCUUCCUCUUUGCUGCGGCCGUCACCUCCCCUCUCCUGCUCGCCUACGGCAGUUGUUCCUGCAGCUGGCUACCGAGGUAAACUGGAGUGAGGAGUCUGCAUGUCUUCAAGGGAUCGCUCUCUUGCUAGCGGAUGCGUACACCGCAGUCGAGGAUCAGACUGAAGCAGCAGCUGCUGCUGCUGCUCCCGCUGUCUCUGUGGCAGAGGAUGGGGCGCAGCAGCAGCAGACGCAGCAAGAGAGCAGCAGCAGCAGCAAUUCUAUUCUGGUGCAGCAGAAGACACUCCUUCGCGAGACAGCGGCAUAUCAAAAGAGCUGCGGUGAUCUAGAGCAGCAAAUGGCUGCCGGGGCGGAAACCCGCCGCAUGUUUAGCAGCGUUCUUAUGCCGGCUCUGCGCUUCUACUGGAAAGCGCGCCUACCCAAACGCUUUUUCACUGACGGGACAGUUAAAGAACUCACAAACCUGAAGGCGCUCUACAGGGUCUUCGAGCGCUGUUAA